CGACAAAUGAAUACUUUGGCGCAUAAGUUGUAUUGGUUGUAUGCUUGUGUGAUUUUUUUAAAGCUUGUUAGUGUAGUAGGAGUGUUUUGAAUAUUAGAGGUGUUAAUGAAUUUAAAAGAAAAUGCCUGUUGAACAGAUUCAAUAUUCUGAGAAGUAUCAAGAUCAAAAUUACGAAUACAGGCAUGUGAUUUUACCAGCAGAUAUUGCCAAACAUGUUCCGAAAACUCAUUUGAUGACAGAAACAGAGUGGAGGAACCUUGGAGUACAGCAGAGUCCGGGUUGGGUUCAUUAUAUGUUGCAUUCACCAGAACCACAUAUUCUUUUGUUCCGAAGACUGAGAACAGACAAGCCCCAGAAUACGUCAGAAGCAGCAGAGGGGAAUGAACCCCGCGGCGAUCAAUGAAUUUUCGUUUGUAAAAUAUCGUGCCUGUGAUAAAAACAAUUCCGUGGAAGUUAAUGUUGUGAUUUCAUUAGUUUUAAUUAGUACCUAUUGCAUUAGUCAAAACGUAUUACAUAUCAAGUGCGAAAAUUCCCAGGUAAAACUGAUGGGAAAAUGUGACCAAUUUUUUUGGAAGAGAUUGUCAUAAUGUUGAUGUGAAAUUCUGCAGAAAAUAUUAGGAAACGCGGAAUUCAGUAUUAAGUAUUUUGUGUAAAUACUGCAAACAGUGACUGAAUUUUUUGUCAAGGAGCAUUUGUUUUGUAAAUAAUUUUAUAUAAGCCCUUCGUAUUGGGGAUAGUUUUGUGGUAAAGUAUAUGUAUGUUAUUUUAAGAAACUGUGUUAUAGUUCUGUAGAUAGAAGUAUGUGCCUUAAUAUAUUAGCCUAAUAUAUUUUUAGAAAUGCAUGCCAAACAAAUAAAACCCAACAUUACAGAAGUUUCGAA
Schistocerca serialis cubense is the source of this 881-nucleotide messenger RNA. RefSeq names its product cyclin-dependent kinases regulatory subunit-like. Gene Ontology annotation, biological process: regulation of mitotic cell cycle. The record is from RefSeq and is a predicted model, not a curated record. NCBI's taxonomy places the organism in Eukaryota, Metazoa, Arthropoda, Insecta, Orthoptera, Acrididae. The coding region runs from base 122 to 403 and encodes 93 amino acids. Gene Ontology annotation, cellular component: SCF ubiquitin ligase complex; cyclin-dependent protein kinase holoenzyme complex. Gene Ontology annotation, molecular function: histone binding; ubiquitin binding; protein kinase binding. The transcript is spliced from 3 exons.